CGGGGCUUGACCUCGAUCCCGGCCCCGCGCUGCCAGCCCCUGCCCUGUCCAUCACCGCCUGGCCCCUCCUUCUAUGGGCCCCCAGCCCCCAUUUCUCUUUGCUUGCUCUCCAGCGCCCCUUCCCCUUUCCGGUCCAAGGUUCAGGCCCAGGGCCCGCAGAAGACCUUCGUAGGAGCCCCCCUGCCAAAGGCCGCCCCCCACUGCAAAGACCAUCUCCCCCAGCUGUCACUGCCAACCGUGGCGUGUAUGACGCCCCAUAUGGGGCCCUGUCACCACACCACCCCCUCCUUUCCUGGUCCCUCUCCCCAGAUUCUAAUUCCCCCCACUUCCUCACUCAUUUCUCCCAUACAUGGGAACCGCUGCCAGAUCCCAGCCCUGGCUGCUGCCAGUCUGAGAAUGCUGUGGGGUCUGCCUCCACCACGCAGAGACUUUGGCCACUUGAUGACCACACCCCUCUCCCCUCCAGCCCCCGCCAUCUUUCUCCUGCCCUUCCCCUCUUCACCUUAUCACAGACCCACUCUGCCCCCCUUAAAACAUUUCCCUGAGCCACCUCCAGCAUUGUUUUUCCUUUCUAUGUCACUUGGCAUGGGGGACAGAAUCUUUCUGGGUCCCUCUGCCCCUCUCAUCCUGUCAGUCUCUGUCACCCUGCCUCUCUUCUUGUGCUCCCUCCUCCAAACAAGCGUCUGUCCCUGGAUGGGGUAGCAGGGUGUUUAUGAACCUGAAGAACUGCUUCAGUGCUUCCAAAGCCAAGUGUGAGCCUAUCUUGCUGGGAUUCAUUGUGUCCUGUUUCCCAGGUUGGGGGUGGGCAGCAGCAGAGCCCCUUCCCUCUCCUGCUGUGCAGAGAGCUCUAGGCUCCUUGGAGGGCCCCUCAGUAAACGGUGUUCCACAACUGAGGCCCCAUCAUUCACCCAAUCCCCUGGGGUUCUUCACCCACAACUGGCUCGGGAUGGAAAGUGGGGGGUGGAGUGUCUGGGUUUAGCAAGCUCAUUCAGCUUGAGCUGAGAUGGUGAGAAAGGGGACUCGGGAUGACAGUGGGGAGGGUAGUGGGGGACAUUAACGACUUGCUUUGCCAUUCUGAUCAUUCUCAGGGCUUAGCCAGAGACAGGCCUGUUUCCUUCUCCACCCCCAAAUGAUGUUAGCCUUUUCCAGCCAGCCAGCCAUUCUGUAUCUGGAAAUGCCUCCAGAAAUGGCCUCAAGCUCCUUCCUCAAUUCCUCCAGCUCUUAAAUUAUUAUCACUCCAGGCCUAAAUCUGGACCUUAGCUAAGAUCCCCAUCCAGUUAUCAGAAAUAGAGCUGAAAAGGGAGAUCAUGUCCAAGUACAUCCUUCCUGAUUACUGAUCUCAAACCCCAGCAUCUGAGUCCCCCUUAAUUCCCCCUUCCCAGUAAGACCUGGGCAUGCAAGCCAAGGAACUUUAUUCCCACAUGAUUCCAAUGGCAGAACUCGAGUCACCUAGCAGCCAUGGGGAGACAUGUCACCAAUGGGUGGGGGACAGGAAGGCAAGCUGAGUGCUUGAUGACAGAGGAGCAGGUGGGUAGUGACCAAAAAAGUUCUGGGCAUGAACCUGGAUGGAACUAGGCAGAGGGGGAAGGACCAGACCCCCAGCAGGUGAGGCUGGCUGACUAGGAGGUGGAAGGUAGAGCUAGCAACUAUAUAUUACAGUGGUUUGGUUGAAAGUUGGGGAGAUGACAUAGUCCUGGAAAACUUUCAAGGCAUAUCAAACAAAAGCAGUAGGGGGUGGAAAGCCACACAGGGAAAAGGAUCCCCAAGAAAAAGAUCAGAGGCUCUGGGAAGAAUGCUGAAUCAGGGCACAGGCCUGGACUAUCCUGAUGAAAUGCAGCUACUAUUUAUUAGGCACCUAGGAUAUACCAAGUCUCCACAGAAUCUAUCUGUUGGAGUGAUUUUCAUAAUGGGAUAUUACUGCAAUUUUCCAAAUGAUCUUUCUGAGUUUCACUUAGAUGAUGUCACAGAGGCAGGAUUCACAUCCAGAUCUGCCUACCAAUUUCCUAGACCCCAGAUUUCCCAACCCAGAUAUUCUCAAGCUUCCUCCCCGAUUUUGAUACUAUUCACCUAUAUUUUCUUAAGAUAAUAAAAAUUUUGAUUCACUUUUGUUCAGAUGCAAACUUUGGUCCAUCCUAAGCUGUAAUAGAAAUAAAAUCACGGAAUUGCUGUGUCAGUUAUAUUCUCUCUGAUACACGUUAAAAUACAGUGUCUAAAAAAAUGAAAUAUCCCUUAAAAUAAUUUCAUGCCUGAGGAUGGGACCCAUGUCACACUUUGGGAAAUGCCCUAAUCUGCACUUCCUUUUAGAGGCUUUCAGGGGCUCUCAGGGAAGGAAACAGGAUAAGGAAGGAAGCCCAUUUUUGCUUUGACGAUCAGAUUCUGAAAGGUUCGAGUUAGACAAAAUCUGCCCUCUUGGAAAUAGGGCCCGGGUAGGGCCAGUAGCCAGGCCAGCCUGCAGGGGGCACCUGGAUUUCCACUGCCAGAUGCCAACCGGGCUGGAGUAAGGAAAAUGCCCAAGCUUUAGUAGGCACCAGUUAGGCUGUGCUGCUGUCCCCAUGCCAGGGCAGGACAGUGCUGGCCUCCUCAAAGAGGGCAGGGAUCUAGAACAAGCCUUGGGGUGGGGUGGGGGAAAUCUGUACCCAAAGAUGCCAAAGCCAUUGUCAGGGGCCCAGGUAAGAUGCUAAGGGAGCAGAGGAAAAAAAGACCAAGCACCAGACUCUGAGCAAGCGGGAGGAAUUGAGAGGGGACAGUGGCCCCAAGAGGCCCCAGGGGACAGGAGGCCAAGUGGAGCUCAGGCCUUGGCUGGCAUUGGCCAAAGGCACCCCUGGAGCUAGCCCACUGAAGGGGCAGGGCUGGUGAGAGGGAGGCCCCCAGACCCCAGGGACAAAAAGGUCCAGACUCUGAGACUGGGACAUCCUCCAGGAGGUCCCUGGAUAGGAAGAAUUCUCACCUUGUAACAUCCUACAAGACUAUGAGAGGGCCAAGCCAUCUCUGCAUUGGCAGCUGUGUGGGUGCCCAAGAGGGUCCCGCCAGAGCAGCUUUUCCCUGUAGCGCAGUCCCGUCUACAGCAGCUUGAGGGGCCUUACCUGCGUGUCCCUGCACCCACUGGCCCCCAGGUUGGGUUUCUCUUCCUGCCACCACCCAACAACUCCCUAGCUCCCCCUGUAGGCGGGGCUUUGGGGAUGGGCGGCCAAGCUGGUGCAGCAGGUCUCAUGAACCUUCCCAGCCGCUGUAGUCCAGGUGCACAGAGAGGAAGGCUGAAUGAUGGCUUCCAACCCCAACAAUGGUGAGGCUGAGCCCUGUUGCUAUAGCAACUUACCGGGCAGACAUUGCCCCUCAGACAGGAAGGGACUGCAGUAGGGUUUGGGGAGCAGGUGGAAAGCAGGGAUUUGUGGACCCCUGGCUGGCCCUAGAAACACCUCCCUUACUAAUAACCCUGGGCUGGGGGCCUGGGGCAGAGGAGGGUCAGGGGAGCCUAGUUCAGACAAGGGGUGAUGGCUCAGCUCAGAUUGGGACAGUGUGGUGGUUCAGUCAAGUGUUGGAGUUCAGCUCAGAAUGGAGGUUGGUUCGGCUCAGUGAUAGAAUCCAGGUCCAGUACAAAAUAGGGAUCCAUCAGACUGGGGGUGUUCCAGCGCAUUGUUGGGGUUCAACUGGGGCCAAAAGCAGAGCCAAGUACAGGGCAAGGGUUGACAAGAGGCCAAGGACAUCCUGGAAUACCAUUCCCCUCUCCGCCUCCACACAGGACCAAGACAAAGCCAGGUGUACCCAUUUCUCUCUUGGGAUAGUAGGAUUUGGGGGCUUCAGGUUCAAAGAGGACUCCGGGAUGGAGACUGGGUGGCUCUAGCCUCUGUGCCUUUCUCUCCAGCUGCUCUUUCAGCUAAUUAGUGGGGCUCUGAGAGGGGCCUCUUCAGCCCCCAGGGAGCCCCUGGCUGCUGCCUGGGCCUUGGGGUUCAUUCGGCUCAGUGACGGGAGUCCAGGUCCAGUACAGAACAGAGGUCCAUCAGACUGUGGGAUGGGCCAGCCCAGAAAAGGAGAGCCAGACUAGACUUGGAGAAUCAGCCAGCACAGACUUGAGGUCCCAGCCCAGGCUGGGCAUCCCUGCCCCAGAAGUCCCAGGACAACCACGUUUUGGAGGGCAGUGUCCUGAGAUUGUUGUCUUGGGGGUCAGUGGGGUGAUGGGGAGGUGGUCUGAGGCUGGGCUCCUGCUUCCUGCUGUGGCUUUGGCUUUUCAAGUGGUGUUCCUGGAUUCUCUCUGGGAGCCCAAAUCUAAUCCAGACUAGGAUAGAGGCAGCUCCCCACCUGUGGGAGAAAUGGACAGGGUGGCAGGUUUUUCAAGCCAGCAACUGGCUGGGUUUCCCUCUUCUGCCACUUCCUAUUGUCACCAGUGGCCUCGGGUACCAGGCACCCUCAGAGACAGUGCCACUGACCCUCCACUUUGGGGAUCUGGAAAGGAGGAGAAAGAUGGUCAAAACUGCCUCUCCUCCCGCACGCCUCGGUUUAGCCUUUUGUUUCCGGUUUGCGCGUUAAUGGCUGAAAGCAGAGCCGAGUACAGGGCAGGGUUGACAGAGGCGGAGGGCAUCCUGGGAUGCCAUUCCCCUCCCUGCCCCCGGGCAGGAGCAAGACAAAGCCAGGUGUACCCAUUACUCUCUCGGAAUAGCAGGAUUUGGGGGCUUCAGGUUCAAAGAGGACUCGCAGGAGGAGAUGGGGUGACACUAGCUCCGUGCCUUUCUCUCCAGCUGCUCUUUCAGCUAAUUAAUGGGGGCUCUGGGGCCUCUUCAGCCCCCAGGGAGCCCCUGGCUGCUGCCUGGGCCUGAGCCUUAACUCCUUCCCGUCUGCCCAGUGGACAUCGCCCUGGGCACGUUGGGUGCCAUCCCCGGGGCAGCCCAGCACCCACUGAGGAAAGCAAGGCCUGGCAUCCUGGGAGCCGUGAAGUCCCUGGAACAGAAAGUGAGCUUUAGUACCCCACCCCAGGGACAGGCACAGGCCAGCCAGGAGGGACACCCUUGGAGACUCUUCCCACUACCUUCUGCCAAGAAGGGCCUUUGCAAACCUUGGCCAGCUGGGAGCAGGCACCUUUAAAUGCUUUCCUGGCAACCAGCUCCUCCUCCUUGGUCCCCCCGAGGCCCUCCCGAGGAAGCCAGCUCAGAGACGGCGUAUUCCUGGUUCCCCUGCAAAAGGAAGAUUCUAGGGCGAGCCUAGGGUGGCCUGGGAUGGAUCUGGGGUCAGACAGUGGCCAGGGUGGGGGCUCAGAGACCACCUUCCAGCUGUGGCUGCAGCUGCUCCUCUGGGCCCACUUGAUGAUCCGUUUCCUGGGCUACUUGCGCCACACCCUCUGGGCACCUAAGCCACAGCCAGCACCCUGAGCUUCCCUGCCCAGGGGCGCAGAUGGGCCCCAGAUGACCCCCAUCCCACUCCAUCCCCCAUUGCACCCUCUGCUGGAAGAGGCAGGAACCAGAGGUGAGUACGUCGGUUCCUGGCUCGGGAUCCUCCCCCCAGUCAUCAUCUCUAUCUGCCUGUUCCUCCUGUCACUGUCCCUAGCCAGCACCCCACCCCCAGUCAGGCAGGCUGACGGCACCAGCUGGGAUGCAGCCAGGGCCCUUCUGUACUUUGAGAGGCCAGAGAAGGGGUGUGCUUGGGCCAAGACACCCCAUGGAGCCUCUGGAUGGAAUACCAGCCGACGGCCAGAGGUGCAGGCCCACCGGGUCAGGACAUGGCAGUUCUCAGGAACAGCUAAGAGUGAAAGGAGAAGUAGGAACAGCUGUUCCCCCAGGUUCCUCCCAAGCCUGAUCCUCUCCCCUUUCUUGGGUGGAUGAAGGUAAAGUCCUGAAAGGGUACCCUUUUCCCCCAGCUUCAUCCAAAAUUCAGUGUGUAUGUUUGGAGGCUUCCAAGGAAGGUGUGGUGUGUCCAAAAAGCUCCUGCCAGUGAAAGCACUGGAUGUUGUGCAGCCCCCAGGCUGAGAGAGUCUCAGAGAGCUGUAGCACAGCCAGGUACCAGCCUGGGAUUCCUGGCCACUCCCUGACAGCCAGCCUCGCCCACCCCCACUGCUCAGUCACCCUUUUUUAGGGCUUUCCUGCCAGUGGUCUUUCCCCCAUCUGCCAUUCUUGUGGCCCCACAGAAAGUUCUCUCUGCCGAUGGAGAGCCUCAGGGGACAAUGGGGAGCAGGGGUGGCUCCCUACAAGGUCAUGUCGGAUUCCUGGCACCGCGUAUGGGUGGGACAGGCCGAUGACAGGCAAGGUCAAAGUACAGUGUGCAGGACCCUUCAGGGUGGCAGCCACCUCAGGAAUCUCAGGGACUUGAGGACAGUGCUGUCUGUGGGCCACCCUGGUGUCCUAGGACCAAGGUGGAAUGAAGCAGUUCAUCUCGUGGGCACUGGAGUCUGGCAAAUAGCGUCAAGCCUGGUCGGUCUUGUACGAUGAGAGGAAUAGCUCCAACCCAUUAGGGUUGGAAUGAAGCACAGAAAUCUUUCAGCAUGAGGCUGGUGUAGAGGGAGGAUCCCUGAACAUUUACAUGGCACUAAACCCACACCAGCCACUGUCCAGCCCCUUUUGCCAAGUUUCACUCAUUCAGUGCUCACAACCACUCCACCAGGUCAUUACUAUUAUAUCCCCAUUUUACAGAUGUGGAAAGCAGAGGCCCAGAGAGGGGAGGUCAGUUACCUAAGGUUGCACAGCUCAUCAGGGACCAGGCUGGGAUCUGAACUUGAUCUCAUUCCAGAGUCCUGGCCCUGAACUGCUUUGCCAGGCUACCUCUCAGCAUUGGUGAGAAUGCCUAUUUUCAAGCUUCAGUUUCCUAUGGUGUUAAAUGGGGAGAAUGCAUAAAGGGAAAGUUGGCCAGCAAACCAAAUAAGAUUGUGGAGACAAAGCAACCAGUUCAGAGUCUGCUGGGAAGUCGUCAUUGUUAGCAGGAUGGUGAUAUUCAACUUGGGGUGCUGAGGGGCCAAUGGGAAGUGGGCAUUGGGCAAGGCUUCCCCUGAACCAGCUCUGGCAUGAGGGAAAGGGGGAACAGGGCAAGCUGGGGGCCAAGGCGACAGCUGAGCCCCCCAAGGCCGCCUGCUACCCGAGCCCCAGAGGCCUCCACCCAGGGCCGGCCUGUCUAGAGAAGGGGCUGGAGGAGCGGCCAAAUCCCAAGGCUAUAAAUACCUCGGCUGGCGUUGUCCGCGGCCAUGGAAUGUUGGUCAGAACUGGGGCAAGUGGGGGUGGGCUGGCCUGGACACUGCUCUCUGUCCCCCCAAGAGUGACCCCCGAGUCACCCCGCAUCCCAUUUUUGGACAGAGUUGAGGCUGGGCCCCACCUCUCUCGAGUAGAGGUGGGGCCAGGCCACAACUCAGGUCAGGACCCCCCAAAGCUACCGUGAGCUCAGCCAGGGCAUCUGCAGGCACUGGAGAAAGGUCAGUCUUGGGGUUGAGACAACUGCGCCCCACUUUGCACAAGUGAGCAUCUCCCUAGGAAUAGCCUGGUCCACCCCAACGAGAUGGGGUCUCCAUCUAACUCUCCCUUUCUUCC
Molecule: messenger RNA, 7499 nt
Organism: Manis pentadactyla (Chinese pangolin)
Lineage: Eukaryota; Metazoa; Chordata; Mammalia; Pholidota; Manidae
Gene: SMIM46
Product: small integral membrane protein 46
Exons: 1
Coding region: 5208-5360 (50 amino acids)
Source: RefSeq, a predicted model, not a curated record